AUGUCCCUGGAAUCACUUCCAGUUAUGAACUUCAUCCACUGCGACCCUUCAGUCGGAAGUAGUUCUCGUAUUUUUCAAAUUCUCAAAAUAGAUUUUCUAAAAUACAAUAUGAACAUUUUCGCACAAUUGUUUGGCAAGUGGAAUAUGCAGAACGGUGAUCUCUCGAUCGCCAAUCGUAUUGUUCGAAGAUUUAAGAAUCAGCAGCGUCAUUUCAUUCACUUUGCCGAGCUGUGUCACUUGACACGACUCCUUCGCAAAGCGAGCACCGGUCGCAGCAAUUUUUGCCUGAAAUAUGUGGCUCGCGGCAUGGAGGCAACGGAGAAGAAUCAAUGCCUUAACCGCAACUGUAUAGACUUCUUUCUCCUUGCGCUCAGCUUCUGGGUCAAGGAAAUUCGCGUAAUCCGUGCUUUGUCCGUCAAUUGCUGGAGACAUUGUGAGCGGCAAAUGUUGACCGGACACUUCGUCAAACUGACAGCUCUCAUUAUGGUUGUUCUUGCACGGAUCCUAUAUCCAAUGGAAUUUGCGCCGUACGUAUCAUUCGAUGAACUCUAUGCCAACUUUGACUCCUUCAGUAAAAUUGCCCAAACCAAGGAACUCAACGUGAGAAUACUUGGACUUAUUUCAGCGUAUGAAGUCGAGAACGAUACCGUGGAGCUACUAUCACCUGUGAGACUGGACAGUCUGCCUUGCAUGCUGGUUGACGUCUCCUUGCUCCCUGGUGACUUUAAGCGCAGUCUCACGGUAGACGCCGGUUUGAGUAGAUUGAUCCAAUUCAUUGGAACCUUAUCUCUGUGCCCAAGUAACGAAAACAUUUGGCGUCUGCGCGCUCUAACCCACACAUUUAUGGAUGGUGUGGAUAUGAGGUCCUACGGAGAAGUUGUGCGAAUCACUCGUCCCUACGCACAGGAUAUCAAUUUCUAG
Messenger RNA from Hydatigera taeniaeformis, 921 nucleotides. Lineage: Eukaryota; Metazoa; Platyhelminthes; Cestoda; Cyclophyllidea; Taeniidae. The record is from the annotation of a GenBank genome assembly.